Molecule: messenger RNA, 944 nt
Organism: Saccostrea cuccullata (small rock oyster)
Lineage: Eukaryota; Metazoa; Mollusca; Bivalvia; Ostreida; Ostreidae
Exons: 7
Coding region: 85-777 (230 amino acids)
Source: RefSeq, a predicted model, not a curated record
AGGACUUUUGAGAAAAUACCAGUGAAAUUGUGCGCUGAAGAUACAUUGGUUCUUAUCCACUACCUGAAUAGAUCUACCUGCAGUAUGAUUUCCAGUGAUCACCAUUACAUUGUAUUGCCUAAUGCGACUCAGGAUGGAACAAAGUGCAUGAUAGCUUGUAAAAUAACAGCCGAUGUUCGAGCAGCGUUAUUGAAAGGUUAUAAUGAAUGGUACCCAGCACCAUACCCGAGUGAGAGAAAAGAUGGAUACUUUUAUAUCUCAAAAAGAUUCUAUUGUCAAAGGAACCCUUAUUAUAUUACUGUUGAUUUAAGAGGGUACUGCGAUUAUAGAAUCUACAAGAAGAGGAAUUUUAGUAUUGGAGAAAAAUGCAAUUCAGAUGAACAAUGCUACAACUCGAAAUGUUCAAUGAACGAAUGCUCAUGUGAAGAUAGCCAUACUCGAUUCCAGGAUCAAUGUGUGCGUGACGAUAUGCUUGAAAACGGUGCUUUUUAUGGGGACCAAUGCCUAUUUAGCGAACAAUGCAUUUUUCCAGGAGGAGUGUGUUCAAAAAACCAGACAUGCUCCUGUAGAUCUGAUUACGUAUACAACGUGGAAAGAAAAACUUGUUAUCAAGAUGAUAACCUACUUGAAGUUGCACUGGGAGCUGGUAUUUCUAGUUCCAUCGUCGGUGUUGUGGUAGGACUUGUUGUCAUGUUUCUUAUUCAGAAAAGUGUUUUGCAAGAUACACGACAAACUGAAUUAAGGAGCAAUGAUUUAACAAUAACAUCACCCCACUGAGUUCUACUACAUGUGGCAUUUGGAACAUAUACUAGCAUUUAUUUUAUAUUUGAAAAUCUAUCUGGAACAUGUAUACCAUGGACUUGUAUAUCUGAUGAUGGUAGUGGUUAAAGAAUAAACUGCUGGUGCUCGAAGAACUAACCUUGCUGUAUAAACAAGAAGAGACG